This is a messenger RNA of Hansenula anomala, 2034 nucleotides long. RefSeq lists its product as uncharacterized. Gene Ontology annotation, molecular function: protein binding. The record is from RefSeq and is a predicted model, not a curated record. NCBI's taxonomy places the organism in Eukaryota, Fungi, Ascomycota, Saccharomycetes, Phaffomycetales, Wickerhamomycetaceae. Gene Ontology annotation, biological process: Golgi to plasma membrane transport. The coding region runs from base 1 to 2034 and encodes 677 amino acids. The transcript has 3 exons. Gene Ontology annotation, cellular component: exomer complex.
AUGAUCACUUCUCAAGGGUCAAUUCCAGAAGUGAAAGAAGACAUCCCAGGUUCUUCCAUUGAUGAAAGAUCUAACAGAAUCAGAACAUUUCAAGACCUAGGUCCGCCAGAUAUUGUGUCGUUGACAAAGCAUGUCCCAGGUUCUAAGUCACCUGAAGUUGGUACUUAUUUAUACUACACUGGGUUAGACAACUCAAGCUCUUCUUCAGUUGCUGCUCAUUUGAACUCGUUGGCAAACAUUAUUGGUUCAACUCCACAAACUUGGUUUGGUAAAUCUAGGCCAUGGAAAGUUACAAAAGCUGUUUAUGCAUCAUAUAACGCAUUUUCUAAAGUUGAUGUCGUUGUUGCUGUUCAUAUUCCAGGUGCAGUGAGCUCUUAUGUUAUUGAUGGAUACAGAGAAAGAAUUCAAGAGACUGAUAGAAUAUGGUUGGAAGUUUUCACUAGUGGAGUUAUUAGAUCUCUAUUAACUAGCGAAGAAGAUGAUGAGCAAGUCAAUUCAGUUGUCGAAUCAAGAAAUUUGAAUCCAUUCCCAACUGUACAACUUGCUAAGCAAUUCCUUGAUGCUUUUGAAGAGCUAUUUGAAGAAGGUCCAAAUAUUGGAUCAGCUCCUGAGAUUCAAACCCCAACUUUAAUUUCAAAUUACUUGGUAGAUGCCUUUUUGAAGGCGGUUGAACUAACAGGGUUAUAUGACUAUGCUUUAGACAUUUUAAACAGAUUGAGAGAAAAAGAUGAAAUUGUUGUUAGUCUGAUUGUUAAAGUGCUAUUCUUGAAAGAUGAAGAGAUUAAGGCUGUUCAAGUAAUGUAUGAGGGAAUCAAGAAAAACCCAAGAGAUGCAGCAUUACUGUCAAUCCAAUCACAAUUCUUAAUUGAAAAAAACCAUUUGGAUCUAGCUUUAACAUGUGCUAUACAGGCUGUCAAUUCAGCUCCCUCUGAAUUUAACCCAUGGGCUAAUUUAGCUAAAGUCUACCUUGAGCUAGGAAACGUUGAGCAAGCAUUGUUAGCCUUGAACUCGUGCCCAAUGGCUGCGUAUAAGGAAAAAUUCCAUCUGAAAAGAAUUAUACCAACAACUCCAGAGAAGCUGCAUCUACCAUUACCGAUUGAUGUAACAUUGGAUGAAGUUUCAAGUUUAGAUUCUGCAAGGGUUGCUCAAGAACAUAACUCUGUUGAUCAAGCUUUAUUGAACCUUCAAGCAGCAAACUUGAAAUCAACAUUUGCUAGAGCAUAUGAUAUUUUGACAGAAAUUGUUCAUAGAACAGGCUGGGAAUCUUUAUUGAAAUAUAGAGCCAAAAUUUUCGUUAUGGAGGAAGAAUAUAGAUCAAAAUCUUCCUCAACUGCCAAUAUCAUUGACCCAAAAACAAAUGGUAAUUCAACUGAAGCCUCCUCAGAAGAUGAGAACUCCUUCAAAAAGAAAAGACUAUGUGAAAGAUGGUUAGAUAAUCUAUUUAUGCUGUUGUAUGAAGAUUUAAGAACAUAUACAAUGUGGCAAGCAGAAAUGAUUCAUUUCCAAGCACAAAAGACUCAGUAUGAAAAAUUACCAGUGGAAUGGGAAUUACUAGGUAUGGUUGCGUUUAGAUUACAUCAUUACAAAGAAGCUGCUGCUGCUUUCCAACGUGCUUUAGAACUAAGAUUUGCAUCCACAUCUACUAGAAAUCUGUUGAAAUAUUAUCAGCUCGAAAUUAAAGCUUUAAAACAAAAGGGUGAAAGAUCCCAACAAGUUUCAAAUGGUCAUAACAACAUUUCAACAACCUCCAUCGAUCAUGCACAUUUAUCACCAACACAAGUAUCUAAAAAGAUCACUUCGCUAGAUGAAAGUAUUUUGGAUGCUGUUGUUAAAUUAACUGUAUGGAACCAUAGGUGGUAUUGUGAAUUCGCUCCAUAUUUGUUAACAGCAUUAUCUAAAGUUGUUGGAAGAGAAGGUCUUGUGAAGAUACAAAAUGAAGUUAGAGCCAAUUAUCCAGAUACGGGUGUUUAUGAACUAUUAGAUGAAUCAUUCGAGUUUUUCAAGCAGUUUCAAAUUUUUGGAGCUGAAACAUAG